Erinaceus europaeus (western European hedgehog) is the source of this 2208-nucleotide messenger RNA. RefSeq names its product progestin and adipoQ receptor family member 6 (gene PAQR6). The transcript is spliced from 8 exons. Bases 74 to 1609 code for a protein of 511 amino acids. The record is from RefSeq and is a predicted model, not a curated record. Gene Ontology annotation, cellular component: membrane. Gene Ontology annotation, molecular function: signaling receptor activity. Lineage: Eukaryota; Metazoa; Chordata; Mammalia; Eulipotyphla; Erinaceidae.
CAGCACUCUGCCAGACUCAGCGCCAGGGUUUGAGUCCAGUGCUCGAGCCACAGCACCACCAGGUGCACGUGAAAUGGUGCUGCCUGGGUGCUCAUUUAUGGGUACCCUGGCUCAGAAUGGGGAGGGCCUUGAAGCCAGCCCUGCGUCCCUAGUCCCUGGUGUGUGUCAAGGCUCUUGGCUGGGUGGUUAUUUGCCACAGAAGCCUGCUGAGUCUGUAGCCCACCCACUCAUCAGUGGGCCUGGGAGGUGGCUUCUGACCCUGCCCAGGACCUGGGUUCUCUGCCAGCCUGGCAGGGCCAUCUCUACAAGAGUGAGCUCGAAGAGGUUGGGCCAGAGGCUUGCUGUUCAGGAGGCCUUGAGCUGCCUGCUAAUGGGCUGGGCCGCCCUCACUGCUCCCCAGGGACUGAACAAGGCUGGGAUUGUUCUGGCUCCCCUUUGUUUCCCACUCCCCGCCCAGGACUGCCAUUCUCCCUACCCUGUGGGCUUGGCUGGUAGAGCUAGGACUCCACCUGCUGAAGGAGCCCUGGCCCUCUACCCUCCACCUCAGAAGGCUGCAGACAGGGUCGGCUUUGCCAUGCUCAGUCUCAAGCUGCCCCAGCUCCUGCGCAUCCACGAGGUCCCCCGGGUGUUCUGGGAAGAUGGAAUCAUGUCGGGCUACCGGCACCCCAGCAGCUCCGCCGUGGACUGCAUCCUCAGCUCCUUCCAAAUGACCAACGAGACGGUCAACAUCUGGAGCCACUUCCUGCCCACCUGGUACUUUGUGUGGCGCCUACUGGUGCUGGUGGGGACCCCGGGCUUCGGGGCAGAUCCCUACCACUGGCCACUGCUGGCCUUCCUGCUACCUGCCUGCCUCUACCCCUUCGCCUCGUGCUGCGCACACACCUUCAGCUCCAUGUCGGCCCGCGCACACCACAUCUGCUACUUCCUGGACUACGGUGCACUCAGCCUCUAUAGCCUGGGCUGUGCCGUCUCCUAUGCCGCCUACUCCGUGCCAGCCUCCUGGCUGCACAGCCACCUCUGCCAGCUCUUUGUGCCCAUCGCCACACUCAACUCCUUCCUGUGCACUGGCCUCUCUUGCUACUCCCGGUUCCCUGAGCUGGAGAGCCCGGGGUUCAGCAAGCUGCUGCGCACAGCCGCCUUCACCUACCCCUUCCUGUUUGACAACCUCCCACUUUUCUAUCGGCUGGGGCUGUGCUGGGGCUGGACCCCCACCUGUGGACAGGAAGCACUGACUGUCAGUCAUGGCUACCACCUGCUCUGCGCGGGGCUCACUGGCUUCCUCUUCACCACGCGUCUGCCUGAGCGCCUGGCACCUGGCCGUUUUGACUAUGUCGGCCACAGCCACCAGCUGUUUCACAUCUGUGCAGUGUUGGGCACCCACUUCCAGCUGGAGGCUGUACUGGCCGACAUGAGGUCACGCCGGGCCUGGAUGGUGGUGCAGGGGCCGCCCCCAGGGCGGGCAGGCACACUGGGCACACUGGGCCUGGUGCUGGCCGGGAACGUGCUCAUCAUCGCCGCCUUCACCUCCUCCCUGCCCCGGGCUCCUACUGCCUGCUCCCUGCUGCAGGGGGGCCCACUGGAGAGGGGUGCGAAAGCCAAGCCACAGUAGGCCUUCUCAGAGCUGCCUGGGUAGGGUGAAGCCCCAACAAAGCCUGACAAGGUAGGGGUGCUGCUGGGCCUGGAGGCAGAGCAGGAGUACAGAAAAGGCAGGGGACAGACGAUGAGCCAGGAUGGAGUGGUGGAGAAGGGCGGUGGAGCAGGUGAGGCAGGUGAGGGCAUGGGAAGUGCAGAGGGUCUGAAGUGUGUGUUCAGGCUGGACAGUGGGGUGGGAAGGUGCGGGGCUAAUCCUGGUGCUGCUAGAAGUCUCUGCCAAGGAGCACUGAUACCCCUAACCGGGCUGGCCGGCCUAGAAUGCUUAGGCCAGAGGUACUGCUCAGGCCCAGGAAGCACUAACAUGACUGGCCAGAGGGGUCUGCUGCGCCCCGCCCCAGCCCAGGCUGCCGAGUGCCCCUGGGCCCCCAGCUGUUUAUCCUGCGAGUGGGGUGGCAGCCAUGAUGCAGGAGCCUAGGCCCUUGAGCCUGGAUUAUCUGGGGCACAGGUGGGUUCAGGGGAGGUGGGCAUGGCUGGGCUUUGGGGGACACCAAGUUAGCCUUUUAGGAAGCCACCCUAUAGCUUGCAUGGCAACUACCAAUAAAUGAAUGAAAACCA